This is a messenger RNA of Verticillium alfalfae VaMs.102, 2197 nucleotides long. RefSeq lists its product as hypothetical. Lineage: Eukaryota; Fungi; Ascomycota; Sordariomycetes; Glomerellales; Plectosphaerellaceae. The record is from RefSeq and is a predicted model, not a curated record. The transcript is spliced from 4 exons. Gene Ontology annotation, biological process: regulation of DNA-templated transcription. Gene Ontology annotation, molecular function: zinc ion binding; DNA-binding transcription factor activity, RNA polymerase II-specific. Bases 1 to 1965 code for a protein of 654 amino acids.
AUGGACGUCGAGGACCCGGCAUCUUGGGCCUCGUCUGUCGAGUCGGCUGCUCCCCACGCCCUCCAACACGUUCGGGGUUUGACUCGACACGGCCAGCGGUUUGCUUCCGGCUCUAGCUCCAUCACCGGCGAUUCGUCCACACCCACAGCCCUGGGACUGGUGACGACACGGUGCCAGCCCGCUUAUCCACGUCCAUCCCCUGCCGUGCCCCCUGCGGCGUUGGCGACCAGCGGUGAGCAGCCGUGGUUUUUCUCGCCGUUCCUACAAGACCAGACUGAUCUGCUGGGCCUUGACCAGCAAAUCUUCCGUUCCCCGAUCGCGGACAGCCUGUCUCUCGACGAGAGUCACGGCCACCCUCAGCACCAGCUCACCCAUCCCACUCCUAGCAACACCAUGACCCUGAUCUCACUUGACGGCACACGCGCGAGAGAUGGCGUCUCCAUCCGGCAGAGCGAGCAACAGGCAGCUGCGUUGGACUGGAGCGGCUCGUCCCUGGCGUCCGUCGAACAUGUCGGCAACGUACCGGUACAUGGGCCCACCUUUGGACCUGCGAACCCACCAACGACCAACGACAACUGGGUGGAUGAGUUUCCAUACAUGGUCAAGCCAGAAGAGGCUCCUCUCGAGUAUAGAGAUAUGCAUUUCCGGAUCGCUUUGGCGCCAGCAAAUGAUGAUGACAAUGAUCCCGACGCUGCCGAAGACCCGGAUGCCAACCACGCAGACAAGAAGUCUAGAGGUUGUUUCGACGAUGAGAAGCGAAAACAGACGGCGGACACUCGAAGACGAAAGGCAUGUGUUCGAUGCCGAACCCAGCGGAUACGAUGUGUCGAGAACCCCAACGAUCCUCAUGGCGACUGCAUGACCUGUCUCAGUGUUGAUACAACUUCGCGGAAGACAACCCGGCCCGUUCAUUGCAUGCGCUCCAAACUGACCGAUAUUAUAUUGUACCGUCCGGCAGGCUCCUUAAAUUACACCCAGCGCUGGGACGGAUCACGAGUGACUGAUGUCAACGAUUGGGAUGGCCCGUUGAUUCAACACAUCGACAUGAUGCAGGAUAUUUGCCCCGUCGGCUUCCCAAUCCGGCUGCAAGUACGCAAAUUUCACCCUCGAGAAGGCGACAGAGUCCAUCGCGAAUGGUACACAGCCAGCAAAGCAAGACGACACGAGAUUGCCCCGUACGCUCUGGCAAACCUCUCCAAAACCGUACAAUACUUCAAGGAUUACGUCUCGGAACAUGCUGAACAGGCCUGGCGACAGUACUGGAAGCGGAAAGGACAAGACGACAUCAUCUCGCGGCACUAUAGCGAGGCCAUGGCGCACACCCACUCUUCGCCAGAAAUCACGCUUGGGUCUUCUUGGAUUUCCAGUGAGGACAAACUCGGCAUCAUGCCUGAAACGGACCCGGCAUAUCCCCAACCUAACAAGGCCCCCACUCCCAAGAUGGUCGUUGCCCAGUUUGACAGGCUGAAUCCCAUCUACGUGCUGCGGCAGCUGCGUGCCAAGGUACUCAAAGGGCUGGAAAAACUCACGCAGUCGCCUCGGCGCGAGCCGUUUUUCACAGUUUACAUGACUACAUACAUUCUGCUCCAUGUGGUCACUUUGACCUGUCAAGACCGUCACGGCUACGCAAAGCGUCACAACAAUCGACUUCGCUACGACAUGCCCCCUUUUAUCGAAAAUCUACAGCAUGGCGCCGUUCUUAUGCUCUGUCAUUGGGAUUACUACAAGGGCCGCAGCAAUGCCAAGGGCGAGGACAAGGCGCUCACCCUCGAAGAGAUUCUCGAGAAUGGAAGUGUGUCGCCGUCACAACGAACACUGAUUCUCGACUCAGAAAGGCGUGUGACGCGGUUGAAAGCCGAGGGCAAGAUUGGGACCGAGGAUUACGAGAACCCGUAUUUUUGGAUCAGCCAAAUGUUCGACAAGUCUUGGUCCCCAGGUCAGGUCUGGCAGGCAAAGCACUACUAACUAGCCAAGUGGAGCUUCUGUCGAGGUAUGAGAUGAUGAUAGAAGGCGAAUAACAUGGUGUACCUGCUUUCAUGACGAUCCAUUUUUCCAUCGCAUAUCCCAUCGCAUAUGAGUCUUUUCCAGCUUUGUCUUUCUUCAUCGACGCACUCUAUCGACACAGCACGGCCAUUUGUACCCUAACACUGCGUCCAUUAAGGCGAGAGAUGGUUGUGGUUCAUGGUGAUUGUACUAC